Messenger RNA from Exophiala oligosperma, 4093 nucleotides. RefSeq lists its product as uncharacterized. Bases 751 to 3588 code for a protein of 945 amino acids. Gene Ontology annotation, biological process: intracellular signal transduction; establishment of cell polarity; septin ring organization. Gene Ontology annotation, molecular function: protein binding; guanyl-nucleotide exchange factor activity. NCBI's taxonomy places the organism in Eukaryota, Fungi, Ascomycota, Eurotiomycetes, Chaetothyriales, Herpotrichiellaceae. The record is from RefSeq and is a predicted model, not a curated record. The transcript has 3 exons. Gene Ontology annotation, cellular component: division septum; cytoplasm; mating projection tip.
AUUUCCAGCGCAAGUCACUCUGUUGUGUGUGUGUGUGUCUGUGUUUCCCUCAUCACAGUCGCAGCCUCUUCCACUCCCUGAACUCCAUCCUCCGUAUCUCUUCCUCCAAAGGAAACGAGCACACAAAUCACCCUCUGUCUACACCAUUGUCGUCCUCCAUUGGCUUGUCCUCGACCGUACUAUCGACCUUGAGAAGAUCCCUUUGGGGGCUGUCCUCUCAUUUUCCUCCUCUUCGCGCUCUCAUCCCUCACCUCAUACCACUGAUUGGCUCUCUUCGCACCCUCUCGACCAACCACACAACUUCGGUGCGAGACAAGUGAAUCCAAACACCAUCCUACCCUCGUCCUUGUCAUCAGUUCCAACAAUAGCAAUCACAGACAGCCUUGCAUCCCGUUCUCCUUCAAGUUUUGUUAUCGCCGCCCGUCUAUCUUUCUGUGGAACCUGGGGAAGAGGAAUUGUCAAUCUACGCUGUUGUGAAAUUUGUCUUUGUUGCCUGCCUGCGCUGGUUCGCUUUUUGCCGCUCCUUCAUCUACCGCCGAAGCAAAUCUACGAUCCUUACCGACUUUAGUUGUGUCAAUAUACCAGGACUCUGUGACCUGCCCUGUGCUAAUACGACAACAACCCCUUGGAAACGACAGACUCUCUCGGUCGCAUCUCGCCGCCUCCUCUCUUCACCAAUGCGACGAUAAAGUUAUCAUCCUAUUUACAAGCCUACGACCCACACGAAGCGAACUUGGCCUUUAAGCCAAUAUGCUGGCGUCCCCACCAGCGAUGAAUGGCGAUCAUGGACCUAUGUUGGAUAGAAACAACAUUAUCAAUGUAAGAGAUGGAGAAUCCCUCUACCAGAUAUGUAUCAAACUACGCCGCCGCCUAUCGGGCGUGCCUGGAUUUCGCCCGUACCUGGAAGAGAUGGAGGAGCGCGAGGCCGAAGGAUCUGAUCCUGUGUCCUCGCUCUGGCAGUGCUUCCGGAGUGGCCUGCCGUUGCUGACCAUAUACAAUGCUUCCAACCCGGAGGAAGGUGACCUCCGGGUAGACACCAAACGACCUGAAAGAGUAGGAAAAGAGGCUGCCUUCCUCUUCAUCAAGGCCUGUAUGCAACAAAUGGAAAUCCCUGCCGCCGACACUUUCACCGUCACAGAUCUUUACAGCGACAACACGACCGGGUUCGUGAAAGUCACCAAACUAAUCAAUAGAGUGCUGGACAUAUUGAAGCUGAGCGGGAAGUUACAUCCAUCGACGGAUAGCGAAGGUUCUCGCGAUGGUGCCGACAGCGCUCUGAACGUUGCUGAUCAGGCACCCAAGACGUUGACGAGGAGGCAACACAUUCUCAAAGAAUUAGUAGAGACAGAGCGGCAAUAUGUGCACCAUUUGCAAAAUUUGCAAACCUUGAAAAAGGAAAUGGAAGAAGUGGGCGCCUUGACUGGUGAUGCUAUCCAUAAUAUAUUCCUCAACCUGAACAACCUUCUGGAUUUCGCGCAGCGGUUUUUGAUCCGAAUAGAGCAACAGAACGAGACUCCCGAGGAGCAACAGAACUGGGGUCGACUCUUCGUCCAUUACAAGGAUCCCUUCAGACAGUAUGAGCCAUUCAUUGCAAACCAGAGAAGAUGUGAAACCACAUGUCAACAGGAGUGGGAUAGAAUGGUUGAAAGAGCAAAGUCGCCAUUGGCGCAGCAAAUGUUGGCAAAUCCGACCAUCUUGAAUGGUUUCCUCCUGAAGCCAUUCCAGCGCCUGACCAAGUACCCGUUGCUAUUGAAGGAUCUGCAAAACCAAACCUCUGACAACCUGCUCAAGUCCGAUAUCUCAGACGCAAUAGCAAUCAUCCAGGAUGUAUUGAUGCAAGCAGAUGCCUCGAUCGACAAAGAGACUAGAGAUGAUGCUCUUCAAGAUUUAACAGAGCGCGUCGACGAUUGGAAGCAAAUGAACAUCGCCAGCUUCGGCGAGCUUCUACUGCUCGGCACGUUCAAUGUCACCAAAGAGAGCGCCAUCCGAUCGGACGAGAAGGAAUACCACAUCUACCUUUUCAGCCGCAUUCUCAUCAUGUGCAAAGAUGUCAAUGCUAACAAACCCAAAAACAGGUUGGCAAACAAUAAGCCCUCAUUAAGUCGGAAUGGAAAGCCCAAGAUGAAUCUCAAAGGACGCAUUUAUUUCACAAAUGUCAUCAGCGUCACAUCGCACACAAGCCCUGGAAGUUACUCGCUGCAAAUUACGUGGAAAACCGAAGCCAAUUCCCCGGAUAUAUUCAACAUCAAGUACAAGAAUGAUGAAACGCUGCAAAAAUGGCAUACUAUGAUUGAGACGCAACGUUCGUCGUGUAUGCUGGAAUCGAGAACCACCGGCACUACCUCCGAUACUCAGCUUUUAUCACUACAGGGAAUGAAUAUGGAGAAUCCGUACAUUGGCAAAGAUGACGACGACGAUGAUUAUAGCAGAAUCUCCGGGACCACUUAUGGGGGCACUGAUGCAACAGGAUAUUCCGAGUUCAACAUGAGCAGAAAUGCUUCAAGCACGAGUUUGCGCUCCCGGUCUGCCACCGGAGGCAGCGGAGGAAGUAAUCCCCAUUUGUCCGCCGGCCGUAUGCGGGUGCCAACGAGUGAGUUGGGAGGGUUGUCGUUGAAUACGCGUGGUUUGCCAAUUCAGUCUCCCCAAGAUUCUUACGGUAGUUCAUAUUUCUCUCCCAUUGAACGAGAUUCGACACCACAAUCGACAAUAUCAGCCCGCUCAAGUUCGCAAUCUGCCUUUUCUGGCUAUCAUCGAGGAGCGACUCCGGUCAGCGGUGGCGGCCAGCGACCUGAGGAAUCGUACAGGAACACUGCCCCAGCCAUGGCCCGAAAUCCCAACGGCCAGCCGAGUGGCAAUCCUUAUCUGGUGAAUGGUCGACGGGGUCCUCCACCGGGUCCUGGACAGCCGCGCAUGCGCUCUGCAAGUAGCCCUGAUGUACACCCUCUGGUGCAGCAAAGCCGCAAAUACGUGUCGGGUGAGCAUGCCCCAAGUGUUCCUCCGAUUCCAGCGCAUGUGGCCAAACAGAUGGCACCUCCAGCCAGGAGCCAGAACAAUUCCCCAAACAAUGGUCCACCGUCCCGGCAAGGCACGCCCCAACAAUAUGGCCUACCUCAGGCACCACGCCCGGGCAUGCCGAAUUCAAACUAUACCUAUGACAAUAGCUAUGGGAACGAUCCGAGACGCCCCGGCCAUGCCCCAUCAUUGUCACAGAGUCAAACAUUCUCUCCCCCAGUGUCAUCUCCUUCUAGUGACGGAGACGGCUAUAUACCGAGUCAGCUGAAAGCCAAAGUAUGCUUUGACGAAAACUACGUCUCUAUGAUCAUUGCCACCAAUAUCCAAUUCCGGUCGUUGGCUGAUCGCAUUGAUGCUAAAUUGGCGAGGUUCACCAAUCAUUCGAUUGCGUCCGGGUCGGUACGACUGCAUUAUCGUGAUGAGGACGAUGAUCUCAUCUUGAUCGACAGUGAUGAAGCUGUACAUGAAGCAUUGUUGGAUUGGCGUGAAACACACGCUUCAAACGCAGCUAACCCGCAGAAUGCAGAAUUAUUGUUGUAUGCGCAUGCAGUCAACCGCGAUGGGGUUGCAGGUUGAACAGAGCGUGCUAUGAUGUCGCAUAACUACUGUAGCACUACAGCGCCUAGUGCAAAUCAACCGUCGAGACCCGUGUCGCAUCACUAGUCGUCCAAGCGUGGACGUCAAACAGAAGACCUUGUGCUGUCGAUAUGGCUACACAGAUUCGCCAUGACAAGGUCAAAAGAUGCGGGUGGUUCGACGGCUCAAUUACUUUGAAACGAGAUACGAAGUGACGGAUUACGAAGUUGGAUAUGGAUAAGUACAUGGGAUAUGGUUAAGUUUAGAACAGCAGGACAUUGUGAAGAGGGCGUGUUCAUGCGUGAGAAAAUCACGUAAGAGUCCGCGUAUAGAGAAAGACAAGAACUGUUGGCUGUUAUACACCACGUAGGAGCUCAAGCAUGUUGAUGUUGACGAUGUCGAGAGUCGACAGUUAUACGCAGAAACUACAAGUCGGUUGCAGUGGAUAGCAACGAGGAGGUAUACUAUUUUGCAUCAAAGAACAAAAAACUCUGGAAGUUUCCUG